AUGUGGGCCGCAUUUGUCUUUUUACCAACGUCACGCUUUCUUCAAAGGGCGUCUCCCCCGUGCCCUAGCUCGAAUCUAUGUGGAAGACAGCGAUCUGCAGGGCGCGUGUCAGCGGGGACGGCGUCGCUGCGUGCGCAAGAGGGCACCACGAACACACCUCCGCGAAAGCUUUCACCCGUCGAAGGCAUAAAAGAGCGCUCGAACCAGCUUCGCUAUCCUCUCAUAGACGAGCUGAGAAACGACGAGAUUUUCGUCUCUGGGGACGCAGGCCAAAUACUCAAGUUUCACGGCACCUAUCAGCAGGACGAUCGGGAUCAGCGCACCAAGGGUGAACAGAAGAAAUAUCAGUUUAUGCUUCGUUUGAAGAUGCCGGCAGGCGAACUGCCGGCGAGCUUCUAUCGCGUUCUCGACGACCUGUCGGAGCAGUAUGGGAACAGCACGCUGCGGGCCACAACGCGGAGCACUUUCCAGAUCCACGGUGUUCUCAAGGGGAACCUCAAGCACGUCAUGGCAACGAUCAUGAACGCCGGUGGCAGCACUGCAGGCGCUUGCGGCGACAUCAACCGGAACGUUAUUACCACGCCAGCGCCGUACCAGAGUCCGCCCUACCAACACGUUCGCUUCAUUGCCAAAAUGCUCGCUGAGGUAUUCGCGCCACAGACGGGUGCGCUCUGUGAGGCAUGGCUCGACGGCGAGAAGGCGGCUUCAAUUGAAUACUGGAAGAGGGACAUCGAUAUGGAUGAAGUGAAACGAAUACGUGAGCACGACAAUGGACGAGGACAGGUGUUCAGCGGCAAAGAGGAGCCUAUCUACGGAGAAACCUACCUGCCUCGCAAGUUUAAGAUGGCCGUGACUGUUCCCGGUGAUAACAGUGUCGACAUCUUCACGAACGAUAUCGGCAUCGUCGUGCUCAUGGAUGAUAACUAUGUGUUACAGGGAUACAACAUUCUCGUCGGUGGCGGUAUGGGACGCACCCACAACAAGGAGGCAACCUUUCCACGCCUUGCGGAUCCUCUCGGAUUCGUUCCGCCUGAUUCGCUUUUCGAUACCAUCAAGGCUAUCGUCGCCGCGCAGCGCGACCACGGUGAUCGGCAGGUCCGCACAAACGCCCGAAUGAAGUAUCUUGUACACCGUCUGGGUAUCGACGGUUUCCGUGAUCUCGUUCGCUCUUACAUGACCGACAAUGGUGCCGCGCUACAACCGUGGCGUCCGAUCCCGGCCUGGGAGCACCGCGACUAUCUCGGCUGGCACGAAGACGGUACCGGCAAGCUCUUCUACGGGCUGCUGAUUGACAACGGGCGGGUGCGCGGCCCGCUGAAAAAAGCGCUUCGCCAGAUCGUAGACGAAAUAUCGCCUGGUAUGAUCAUGACGCCGCACCAAAACCUGCUUUUAACCAACAUCAUGCCAGAGCAACGGCAAGUCGUCGAGGGCAUCCUGGCCCAGCACCAGGUCUACCGCGACGUGCGGCACAUUGAUCAACUGGUGCGCAAGGCGAUGGCAUGUCCGGCGUUGCCACUCUGCCCGCUGGCGAUCACAGAGGCUGAACGUGUGAUGCCCCAGUACCUCGAGCGCAUUCGCGAGAUUCUCGGCAAGGCUGGCAUAGCACCAAGCGAAUCGUUCUUUACGCGCAUGACCGGAUGCCCGAACGGAUGCAGCCGUCCCUACAUGGCAGAAUUGGCCCUGGUCGGCAGUGGACCCAACGAGGUAUACCAGCUCUGGCUGGGUGGCUCGCCCAACCAAACCCGGCUCGCUUGGCCGUUUGCAGACCGGCUAUCAUUGAACGAGCUCGAUCGCGUGCUCGAAGCGCUCUUCGUUUUUUGGCGGCAAGAACGCCGACCUGCUGAGGCUUUCGGAGAUUUUUGCGAUCGCAUCGGGAAAAACGGACUUGAGCAAUUCGUCUCCCAGUAUGGCGAGGGGCAUGCGAAUGGCGAUACCUCGAAGGCACGCGCAAGUACAUCACGCCUAUCCAAGAGCACCGCAAACAACGAAGAGAAAGUUCCGCUGCGACCCCGCGUCUCCCUGCGCCCAGCGGUGCAUGCGCGUCUGCGAACGAUGGCGGCCCGAGCUGGUGUUCCGCUCAAAGUCCUCGUGGAUGAGAUUCUGACCAAGUUCAUCGCCUCCCCUGAAUCCGAGAAGAUGUUCGGGGGCCGUAUCUCUUCGGCGAUCAAGACAGAUGGGAAUACUGCGAUGGACUGA
Messenger RNA from Cyanidioschyzon merolae strain 10D, 2196 nucleotides. RefSeq names its product sulfite reductase, ferredoxin dependent. The record is from RefSeq and is a predicted model, not a curated record. NCBI's taxonomy places the organism in Eukaryota, Rhodophyta, Bangiophyceae, Cyanidiales, Cyanidiaceae. Gene Ontology annotation, molecular function: 4 iron, 4 sulfur cluster binding; heme binding; sulfite reductase (ferredoxin) activity. Bases 1 to 2196 code for a protein of 731 amino acids. The transcript has a single exon.